Phytophthora infestans T30-4 is the source of this 1068-nucleotide messenger RNA. RefSeq names its product alpha-ketoglutarate-dependent sulfonate dioxygenase, putative. Lineage: Eukaryota; Oomycota; Peronosporomycetes; Peronosporales; Peronosporaceae. The transcript has 3 exons. Gene Ontology annotation, molecular function: 2-oxoglutarate-dependent dioxygenase activity. The coding region runs from base 1 to 1068 and encodes 355 amino acids. The record is from RefSeq and is a predicted model, not a curated record. Gene Ontology annotation, cellular component: cytoplasm.
AUGGCGCCUCAACACCAGAACGACACGAACAAGACAACCGCCAAGCUGGUAGCUAUUAAAAACGCACUUAACCAAGAGGUUGAGCACUACAAGUUCGACCAUCCGGAACUACUCAGCGUGUACCCCGAAACCAAGUUCGAUCCGAUCCCCGUGCUCCCUGUGGAGGACCGUGCACUCAAGGCCGACCCGACGUUCAAGAACCUACUGACGGACGCAACGGUGACGCACCUGGCGCCCAAGAUCGGAACCGAACUGUCGGGGAUCCAGCUACACGAACUUUCGAAUGUGCAACGUGACGAAUUGGCGCUGCUGAUCGCGCAUCGAGGCGUCGUCUUCUUCCGUGACCAGGAGGUCAACAUCGAGCAGCAACUGGAGCUCGGACGCUACUACGGUCCUCUCCACGCACACCAGAACUUGGGUCAUCCCAAGGAUCACCAUGAGGUUGUAGUAGUGGAGAACUCGGUAGAGACGAGCGAGGGAUUCCUCAAACGCCAAAUGUACGACCCUUUCAACGCGUGGCACAGCGACGUGUCCAAUGAGCGUCAACCUCCGUCAUACACGAGCUUCAAGGUGCUCACGAACCCCCCAGUCGGCGGGGACACGUUGUGGGCUUCAGCCUCCGAAGCGUACGAUCGCUUGACUCCUCCAAUGCGUGAGUUCAUUUCUGGACUCACAGCGAUCCACACGGGCAUUCCUCAAGCUACCGCGGCUGCAGCUCGCGGACAGACGAUUCGUCGUCCACCGGUAGAGUUCGAACACCCGGUAGUGCGGACCCACCCGGUUACUGGACGUCAAGGCCUCUACGUGAACCCAGCGUUUACGACGCGUAUUGUGCAGCUCUCUAAGGCGGAGUCUGAUGCCGUGUUGAAACUUCUGUAUCAGCAUGCUACGGAAGGUCACGAGUUCCAUGUGCGUUUCAGCUGGACGAAGAACGCGGUGGCCAUCUGGGACAACCGUUCUACUUUCCACUACGCGACGUUUGACUACCUGCCGGGAAAUCGCCAUGCUAUCCGUGUGACGCCUCAUGGCGAAGUCCCGUACUUUGAUCCGAAAGCUGUGACCCAGUAA